GCGACCCGAUGUCACGUGCUGCGAGAGUUCUGAUGCCUAUUCCUGGAUAGACUGCAAAGAGUCACAAUUGUCAACACAGUAACGUAGUUAGAGAAGCGUGCUUAGGAAUGGCGGGGCACGGCCACGGUCAUGGCCAUGCUUGUGAGUGCAGAGGAGAGCAUGAGCCGUCUGACAGAGGCGUUGAGUAUGGGCUGUACAGGAAAAUAGAUUUGGAAAAGCUGCAGUGUUUGAACGAGAGUCGUGACGGGGACGGCAAACUCGUCUUUAAGCCUUGGGAGGAACGCACUAAUCGGGAGAAGUUUGUGGAAAGUGAUGCUGACGAAGAACUUCUGUUCAACAUUCCGUUUAUCGGCAGUGUGAAGCUAAAGGGAAUUAUUGUGAUUGGGGAUGAUGAUGAGAGCCAUCCAUCUGAAUUACGACUAUUCAAAAACAUCCCUUGCAUGUCAUUUGAUGAUGCAGUGCGAGAGCCAGAUCAGGCAUUUCGGUUGAACCGUGAUGUUUUGGGAGAGUUGGAGUAUCCAGUGAAGAUUGCUCGCUUCUCUAAUGUCAAUCAUCUUUCAAUUCAUAUCUCGAAGAACUUUGGAAGCAGUACUACACGGGUAUACUAUAUUGGACUACGCGGAGAGUUCACAGAGGCUCACAGACAUGAGGUUACCAUCUGUACUUAUGAGGCUAAUGCCAAUCCUGCUGACCACAAAAUAGAUGUCUUCACUCCUCAAACUCAGUUUAUAUCCUGAUACAGGACAGUAAGCAUCCAAGAGCUUCUAAUGGGAUUUAGGCUGGUCAUGGUGGACUCAUUGUAUGAAUAAUAAAAAUAUGUACAGUUUGAUAAGUCA
Molecule: messenger RNA, 836 nt
Organism: Polypterus senegalus (gray bichir)
Lineage: Eukaryota; Metazoa; Chordata; Cladistia; Polypteriformes; Polypteridae
Gene: pithd1
Product: PITH (C-terminal proteasome-interacting domain of thioredoxin-like) domain containing 1
Exons: 6
Coding region: 108-737 (209 amino acids)
Cellular component (GO): nucleus
Source: RefSeq, a predicted model, not a curated record